AUGGCUGAAAAUCAGAAAGAGGCUUUCCGGCACAGCAGCGGCAGUCCAACCCAGACCCAAGAUGACUGGGCUCAAGGCAUGGAGGGUCGACUCUCUAGCAAAAGGAUUUGGUCCAUCGAGUUAGAGGCGCUGCUGCUUUUGGGUUCGAAUGUUGGAAGAAUUAACAAUCUAAUCUACGACCAUUUACAGAUCGACGUGGAGGGCCUAACCAAAGACUUCACGCGUUUCCGUGACGAAAUAAACGCAAAAAUGCCCCCUCUGGCAAUUAAAGACAUGACUUGGAAAACGAUUCAGAUAACUCAUAACAUUAUGGUUGGAGAUGAGCCUGACGAUCAUGACUUGGAGGACGAUAGUGAGGCUAACACUGAAGGCUCUGGGGGCUGGUUUUCCCCUUACUGCACUGAUAACGACAGCAGUACCGAUACAAGCGACGAGACUUCCUAUCACGGAACCCUCUCCUCUCACUCACAAAGUGUGGUUCCUGCUGAUCUUCCUCUUCUGCCUCCUAUCAGGGAUGGCCAUGAUGUCCCAGAAAAGGGGAGCAUUAUCUUUUCCAACGCAUCUUUCGAAAUUCGUCUGACCUUGAAUGCUGGCUGGGGGGCUUUUGCGAAGAAAAAGCUUUUCCAAGGAGACAAAAUUCUUGUCGAAAGAGCGCUAUAUCAUGCAACUUUUGAAGAAGUUCAAAGCUCUGUCCGUCAAUUGCCAGAACACGAGAAGAAAGUCGCAAACAGCCUUCACGCGUACUAUGGCAGGUGUGGAGAAUCUAAGGAGGAAGCAAUCUGGAGCACGAAUGCUUUUGCUUCUAAGUAUCACAAAAGCUCAAACUUUUCGGGUUCAAAGACCUUGAGUACAGACGUAGCCGGCCUGUUCCCAGUUGCAGCACGGUUCAAUCAUUCAUGCGAGCCGAUGGUUGAAUACAAAUACUGUGCCAAGGAAGAGGUGUUGGUCUUCACAGUUCGUGCAUGGGAGGUUGAAGAAGGACAAGAGUUGACCAUAUCUUAUGGAAAAGACCCUUCAGUAUUGUACUAUAGGUUUGGUUUCAACUGCAGUUGCGGGUAUUGCAGUGGGUUUGACGAGAGCAAGUGGAACUUCUAA
This is a messenger RNA of Colletotrichum truncatum, 1095 nucleotides long. The record is from RefSeq and is a predicted model, not a curated record. NCBI's taxonomy places the organism in Eukaryota, Fungi, Ascomycota, Sordariomycetes, Glomerellales, Glomerellaceae.